Molecule: messenger RNA, 4822 nt
Organism: Miniopterus natalensis
Lineage: Eukaryota; Metazoa; Chordata; Mammalia; Chiroptera; Miniopteridae
Source: RefSeq, a predicted model, not a curated record
AUGCCCCUGGUGACCACUGGGUCCCAGGAGCCCCCCAGNGGGCCAUUUAACCUGUCGUGCGAGGAAAAGGCUUCUCUCUUACAUCGUACUCAGGAAGAAAGAAGAAAGAGAGAGGAAGAAAGGCGAAGACUGAAAAACGCAAUAAUUAUUCAGUCAUUUAUUCGAGGCCAUCGAGACAGGAAACAGCAAUAUUGCAUCCAGAGAGCUGCGUUUGACCGCGGGGCCAGCUCCUCUCAGUCUGGGGGCACUUUUCCUGUUGCCAGUGGUCCCAACCUCACCCUGUUGGUGAGGCAGCUUCUGUUUUUUUACAAACAGAAUGAAGACUCAAAGCGUUUGAUAUGGAUGUAUCAGAACCUAAUUAAACACAGCUCUCUGUUUGUCCAGCAGUUGGAUGGACCUGACAGGCUUACAUGCUUAUAUCAGAUAAAGAGGUUGAUGAGCCUCUGUUGCAGGCUGCUGCAAAGCUGUAACGAUGACAGUUUGAAUGUUGCACUUCCCAUGAGAAUGCUUGAGGUGUUUUCAUCCGAGAAGACUUACUCGUCUGUUUUACCAGAUGCUAGCUACGUGGUGUCAGUGGUUGAGCAAGUUUUGCACUACAUGGUUCAGAAUGGGUAUUAUAGAGCUCUCUAUUUGUUAAUUAACAGCAAGCUUCCAUCAAGUAUUGAGUAUUCUGAUUUAUCUCGAGUUCCUAUAGCGAAAACUUUGUUAGACAAUGUCCUGAAACCGUUGCACUUUACCUACAACUCCUGCCCUGAAGGCGCCAGGCGGCAGGUGUUCGCGGCCUUCACGGGGGAGUGCUUGGCGGCUCCUCUCACCGACCAGGUGUUCCAGUUCCUCAUCCCCGCGCUGGCGGACGCCCAGGCCACGUUCCCUUUCGAGCCCUUCCUGGAUGCACUGCUGUCGGUGGAGAGUGGGGCCUCCAGGAACAGGGGGCACGCGCCAUGGCUCUUCUACUUCGUCUUAACUGUUGGUGAAAAUUAUCUGGGGACCCUCUCUGAGGAAGGGCUGCUGCUGUACCUGCGUGUGCUCCAGACCUUCCUUUCCCAGUUGCCGGUCGCACCUGCCAGUGCGAGCUGCCAGGACUCAGCCAGUGACUCGGAAGAUGAGAGCGGGGAGGCCGACCAGCGGAGGAGCGUGCCGGUGAGCCCCGGCUGCAAGGGGCCGUCCUGCGGUUGGCAGGCCACACACAAGGACUCGUGCGGGGUAGAGUUCUGGUUAACAAAAAACACAAAAAACAUUUUUAUGUCCUGUUUCAAGAAGGGUGACUCAAAGUCAGUCACUGAACAUUUGAAGUUCCUUAAACGCACGUUGGCAGUAACAGUAGUGACACGUAACAGCGUAGGGUGUCGGCGUGCUUCGAGCUGUACUUCAGAGAGGGGCAGGCUCGGCUGUCCUGGUGGCUCUCUGGGCGCAGCGGGGGUCCUUGCGAGGCCCACUGCUCGUGGCCUGGGUGGUGCAGCCCGCAGGGCACGCGCACUGGCGGUGGUGACAGAGGCGUGUUCCGGGCUGUGCAGCGUCCUCGGCGUGCCCCCGUCUCGAGGGAAUGCGCUGGGCAAGGGCCUGCUGACUCCCGUUUCCCGGCUCCUUUCCAGGCUCCUCUACAGCUUAGCCUUCAACGCCAGGUUCCUGCGGCACCUCUGGGUCCUCAUAUCGUCCAUGACAACACGGAUGGUCACAGGGUCCAUGGUGCCGCUGCUGCAGGUCAUAUCCAGGGGCUCGCCCAUGUCCUUCGAGGACUCUGGCCGCAUCAUCCCCCUCUUCUAUCUGUUCAGCUCCUUGUUCAGUCACUCGCUGAUCUCCAUACACGACAACGAGUUCUUCGGGGACCCCAUCGAUGUCGUAGGUCAGAGGCCGUCGUCCCUGAUGCCCUUCACUCUGGAGGAGCUGGUGGUGCUGUCCCGCUGCCUCCGGGACGCCUGCCUCGGGAUCAUCAAGCUGGCGUACCCCGAGACCAGGCCCGAGGUGCGCGAGGAGUACGCGACCGCAUUCCAGAGCAUCGGGGUGACCGCGAGCGCCGAGGUGCAGCAGUGCGUCCAGGUGGAGCAGAAGCGGUGGAUCCAGCUGUUCAAGGUCAUCACCAACCUGGUGAAGAUGUUGAAGUCCAGAGACACGAGGAGGAACUUCUGUCCCCCGAACCACUGGCUGUCCGAGCAGGAGGACAUCAGAGCAGAUAAGGUCACCCAGCUGUACGUGCCAGCUGCCAGACACGUGUGGAGGUUCCGGCGGAUGGGGAGGAUCGGCCCCCUGCAGUCCACCCUGGAUGUGGGUCUGGAGUCGCCGCCGCUCUCUGUGUCUGAGGAGCGACAGCUUGCCAUCCUGACGGAGCUGCCCUUCGUGGUUCCGUUUGAGGAGCGGGUCAAGAUCUUUCAGAGGUUGAUCUACGCAGAUAAGCAGGAAGUCCAAGGAGAAGGUCCCUUUCUGGAUGGAAUUAAUGUCACAAUAAGAAGGAAUUAUAUUUAUGAAGAUGCUUAUGACAAACUUUCCCCAGAAAACGAGCCCGACCUGAAGAAGCGCAUCCGUGUCCACCUGCUCAACGCACAUGGGCUGGAUGAGGCCGGCAUCGAUGGUGGUGGCAUCUUCAGGGAGUUUCUGAACGAGCUGCUGAAGUCGGGCUUCAACCCCAACCAGGGCUUCUUCAAGACGACCAACGAGGGGCUCCUGUACCCCAACCCCGCUGCGCAGAUGCUCGUGGGGGACUCCUUCGCCAGACAUUACUACUUCCUGGGCAGAAUGCUCGGAAAGGCUCUCUACGAAAACAUGCUGGUGGAGCUGCCCUUCGCCGGCUUCUUCCUGUCCAAGCUGCUGGGCACCAGCGCCGACGUGGACAUCCACCACCUGGCGUCCCUGGACCCCGAGGUGUACAGGAACCUGCUGUUCCUCAAGAGCUACGAGGGCGAUGUGGAGGAGCUGGGGCUGAACUUCACCGUCGUGAACAACGAUCUCGGGGAGGCCCAGGUAGUUGAACUGAAGUUUGGCGGGAAGGAUAUCCCGGUCACCAGCGCGAACCGGAUUGCGUACAUCCACCUGGUGGCCGACUACAGGCUGAACAAACAGAUCCGCCAGCACUGCCUGGCCUUCCGCCAGGGCCUGGCCAAUGUGGUCAACCUGGAGUGGCUGCGCAUGUUCGACCAGCAGGAGAUCCAGGUACUGAUUUCUGGUGCACAAGUUCCCAUAAGCCUAGAGGACCUGAAAUCCUUUACCAACUAUUCAGGGGGCUACUCUGCCGACCACCCGGUGAUCAGAGUCUUCUGGCGUGUCGUGGAGGGCUUCACGGACUCGGAGAAGCGCAAGCUGCUCAAGUUCGUCACCAGCUGCUCCCGGCCCCCGCUCUUAGGGUUUAAGGAGCUGUACCCCGCCUUCUGCAUCCACAACGGCGGCUCCGACCUGGAGCGGCUGCCCACGGCCAGCACCUGCAUGAACCUGCUGAAGCUCCCCGAGUUCCAGGACGAGGCGCUCCUGCGAAGCAAGCUGCUCUACGCCAUCGAAUGUGCCGCCGGCUUCGAGCUGAGCUGAGCGAGCGAGCGGCUGGGGCUGACCCUCCGCAGAGAAGCUCGCCGCCUCCCUCGUAAGUAGCUCCUCCAGGCCAACGCGGGUGCUCAGGCUGGACUCCGCAGCUCUCCUCCCCCCGUCUGUCAUUCCCUUCAUCUUUAAAUGACUUCAGUCACGGUCAAGCAUUUAGGUGGACAUGCUUUUCAAAUAACUUAAAACAACAGAUGUUAUGUGCCACGCGGCUCAUUCAGUAAUUUUGCCAAGAGCACAGUUUAAGACUAGUGGCAACUCAGUGAAAUUAACCAAAGAUGCAGCUUUGGCGUUGCUGGUGGGUUCCAGGCCUUCCUGGGCUGGGCGCCCCUGGGCUGGGCGUCCCUGGGCAGGGCGCCCGGGCACUGCUGCUGAGUGGGAGUGGCUCUGGUCUGCAGAGACGCGGGGUCUGGGAGGUGGGUGCUGACUCAGGGCCUCUGCUGCUCGUGUGGUUGAGCUGUUUACAAGCCUGAUUGUUCAAACUAGAGGCGUUUUCCCUGCUGCCUUCCCCGAGGGGCGAGGUUUGGAGGAGAUACAUGUGGUGUUUUAUUCGUGCUUUGUGAGCCGUUUCUCCCGAGGGGACGGCGCGCUCGCUUUGGGCGACCAUUGGCCUCGCCGUGGCGCUGGGACAUCACUGGGCGGGAGGUGAGGGUGCUUCAUUCUUCCCCAUGUGUCUCCAUUCUGUGCCUGGAGGGCUUUCGGGAGAGGGGCCUGUCCAGCUCCCUGGACCUGUGUGUGACCCACAGUAAGGGACGGCUCGGGAGAGCAGACACUGAGAUCCAUCCGGUCACUUGAACCAAAGUGGCGGCUGCACCCUGGCCCUGCAGGCCGUCCCCCUCGCCCCGGGCCGGCGUCUCCCUGACGUGGGGUAACUCGCCACGCUUCUGCUCCCUCUGCUUCCUCAAUGGUGCUGCUUUGAAGGAAGACAGGACAGGCCCAGACGCGCAUCCAGGGGAGGAGUGUCGGUAAUUCCCGCGUAGUAGGCACUUUAUCAGGACCUGACUGGUUGCUGGGUGACUUCAGUCUCUGGAAACAACGCGCCCAGUGCAUUGGCUGCGAAGGCAGGGCCGCCUCUCUGAUGCUGGCCGGGUCCGGCUCGGACUCUCUCCUCCCCGUCAGGGGCUCCGGGCUGUCCCACUGAACAACCAGAUUAGCAAUAUGCUUUUAAAUGCGGGACUGAGCGACACUUUUAAGACAAUGACCAUUAUCAAAACCUGUAUAAUUUCUUAAUUGGAAUAAUAAAUUAAGUGUUAAAUGCUAUUUGUAGUCUUGAUACACAGAAAUAAAGUGAUUAGGGUUUGUC